AUGUCUUCAGUAUGUUUCGGAACAAAGAAACAAAAAUUGAACAAUUCGUACAGUAACCACGUUGAUCGACCUAUUAAUGGUUACCAAGAGUCAGUUGCAAUACCUGAUAUGUGCUACUUUUGUUUCGAUGUCUUGUACUCUCAGCUGCACAGUAUGGACCCCCCACAAACACCUAAUUUCACUAAUGAAGCAUAUCCCCUUUUUGUUACAUGGAAGAUUGGCAAAGAGCAUCGUCUUCGUGGGUGUAUUGGAACCUUUAAUGCUAUGCAUUUGCAUUCAGGUCUUCGCGAGUACGCGAUAACGAGUGCGUUAAAAGACUCCCGGUUCACACCGAUCACUCGUGAGGAGGUGCCUCGCUUAACCGUAUCUGUGUCCAUUUUGCAACAUUUUGAAGAAGCUGAGCAUUAUUUAGACUGGAAGUUGGGUAAACAUGGUAUACGCAUCGAGUUCAUAAGUGAAAGGGGAUCUAAACGCACUGCCACCUAUUUACCUCAAGUCGCUACUGAACAAGGUUGGGACCAAAUACAAACUAUCGAUUCGCUCCUCCGAAAGGGCGGUUAUAAAGCAACCAUCACGGCGGACAUGAGACGUAGCAUCAAACUAACUCGCUACCAAUCAGAGGAGGUGUCCGCAUCAUACAACGACUACAUCAACCAACGAUGC
Molecule: messenger RNA, 663 nt
Organism: Brenthis ino (lesser marbled fritillary)
Lineage: Eukaryota; Metazoa; Arthropoda; Insecta; Lepidoptera; Nymphalidae
Source: the annotation of a GenBank genome assembly